GGCCACACAAGGCUGGUUGGUUGGUGUCGUCUUGCCUUGCCCCCUCCUCACCAAAAGCACCCCUUCCGUCUCUCUUCUCUGCUUCCGCGCCUCCGCUCUCCCCGCAGGUGCUCUCGUCACGCGGCGGCGGCGGGGAGGGAGAAUGGCGGCGCCCCGGGCAGUGCCGGCGUUCGAGAGUCUAGCCGGGAUCCGACCCCUCGCGGAAUCCGGCCGCUUCAAGGCAUGGUUCCUGGACCAGUUUGGUGUUCUUCACGACGGGAAGAAACCCUACCCUGGCGCCAUUCUUGCACUGGAGAAGCUUGCUGGGUUUGGAGCCAAGAUGGUGAUAAUCAGCAACUCCUCGAGGCGGGCGUCGGUGACCAUGGAGAAGCUGGGGAGCCUCGGGUUUGACACGUCUUGUUUCCUCGCGGCGGUCACUAGCGGGGAGCUCACGCAUCAGUACCUUCAGAAGAGGGAAGACCCAUGGUUUGCAGCUCUUGGAAGGAAGUGUGUCCAUCUUACGUGGGGCAGUCGAGGUGCAAUUUCUCUGGAGGGUCUUGGUUUGCAAGUUGUGAGCAAUGUUGAUGAUGCAGACUUCAUACUAGCCCAUGGUACUGAAGCCCUGGGUUUACCUUCAGGUGAUCCACUUCCCAAAAGUCUUGGGGAGCUUGAGCAGGUUCUAGUGCUUGGCAUACAGAAGCGACUACCAAUGGUGGUAGCUAAUCCAGAUUAUGUCACUGUUGAAGCUCGAGACCUGUGUGUCAUGCCUGGCACUCUGGCAGCAAAAUAUGAGAGUCUUGGUGGUGAAGUAAAAUGGAUGGGGAAGCCUGAUAAGGUUAUCUAUACAUCAGCAAUGUCCCUAGCAGGUGUUGAAACCCAUGAAUGUAUCACUGUGGGGGAUUCGCUGCACCACGACAUUAAAGGCGCAAAUGGAGUAGGAAUGGCUUCUGCAUUCAUUACUGGAGGGAUCCAUGCGUCCGAACUUGGGCUCGGUGAAUUCGGAGAAACUGCUGGAGAUGAUACCGUCAGUACAUUGUGUUGCAAGCAUAGCGCAUACCCAUCCUAUGUUCUGCCUUCAUUUACAUGGUAGAAAUAUGGUUUAGAUUCAGGUACAUGCUUUACACUGGAAAACAUUUUAGAAUAAUGAUACCCUUUGGAAUUGUCAAAAUGAGCAUAAAGACUGUGGAGGUGUUUCUGUGCAGUGCUAAAUUGUUAUGUAUUUUCGGAAAUACAAUCUCUGCUGAUUUGAUUGAUAGAAACUGCAUGCGACUAUGUGCUUUCUGGA
This is a messenger RNA of Brachypodium distachyon (stiff brome), 1264 nucleotides long. RefSeq lists its product as uncharacterized. NCBI's taxonomy places the organism in Eukaryota, Viridiplantae, Streptophyta, Magnoliopsida, Poales, Poaceae. The record is from RefSeq and is a predicted model, not a curated record. Gene Ontology annotation, cellular component: chloroplast. Gene Ontology annotation, molecular function: phosphatase activity. The transcript has 7 exons. Bases 143 to 1069 code for a protein of 308 amino acids.